AUGAGCUUUUCUGAGAACGGACUAGGUCGUCUGGGUCUCAAGCGUUCCACCGCGCUAUUCAACCUAUCUAUAAAUAACGAUGCACUACUAUCCAGCACCAAAUCUCAUAGUGGUGUGCGCAAUGAUUCCAAGAAUGAAAAUAAUCCUGGAAGUUUUGACAUCAAAACGAAAACUGACACACAGACAUUACCGCAAAGAAAAAUUAAUGGAAAGAGAACAUACUCUAUUUCGCCGAACAUAGCCAACUGCAAUAAACUAUUCAAAUUCUCUCAUUCACAAUUUAGAAGAGUACGAAACAAUGCUUACAAUGAUAAUAAUAAUAUUGAGAUUGAUGUUGAGAAUUGGUCUCCUUUCAAAGAUGAUAAUGAUGACGAAACUAAUGUCAGUGACUCCACCCCUUCGCGAUCAACAACUAACUCGCUUUUCUCAACUAUGCGCAAAGUACCGAGCUCGUCAUUACAGAGCAACAAUACCAUUAAAUCCACCGCAAGCAUAUUCAGCAAUUUGAAAGAACCAUCAAAGUCAACUAUGAAACUUGUCGGAGGUGUGAAUAAUGAGCUACCUAAGGAGUCAGAGUUUAAAUUCACAUUUAAAAACUCCCAGUCAACGUCAGACAUAAAAACAAGAGGAAUUAAGGGUUCCUCAAAGGGACAAAAUGCUAAGGAUGCGCCACAGAUAUUUAGCUUAAGAAAUAUGGAAACAGGAAAUCUUAGCGGAAACAAUAAAAACAAUUCUCUGAUACAGAGACUCAACAAUAGAUCAAACAAAAACAAACAUUUAUCACAUUCUUACAGGCUUGUUAAGCCUUUCCAAGCCGCAUUCCUGUCUUCUGGCCUCAUGUCAAAAAAGAAUAAUUUUACCAGUUCAACUCCUCUUAAAAUGCCAGAUUCUCCAUUCAUUCAAAAUAAAAAUAGCCAACUAUUUUUUGCAAAUAAUGAGCAUGGCGCAAAUGCUCUUGACAGCAGAAAUAUUCUUAACAAUCAGGGAGGACUUACAUUCUCUAAGCCUGUUCCUGACACUCCGUGCAAGAAUGCUGUUAACAAUUCUUUCAGCUCCUCAAAACUAAUGAUGACUGUGGAGAAACCAAGAUCAAGAUUGAGCACAUACGUUUCAUACUCUGAUGAAAAUGUGAACGAUAUAUUCAACAAUAGAAACGUGUUGAAUAGUGUAAAGAAAAGUGAAGCUGGUGAUCACAAUGAUUCGGACAUGAUGAUGUUAGACUCACCAAACUUUGACAAAAAAUCGCUAGAAUUAAAUUUUUCUCCCGCAUCUCUGAAAAUCCCCUCCCCGAAUUUCAAUUUGAAAAAAUCAUCAAGAUUUUUAAAAUUUUCCUCCAAUUCAUCCUUUUCGCCCGAUUCCAGAAACUUGGGCAAUGGUAAAUAUUCAAGUGCCACAUCAAAUUCACCGUCAUCUGUUGAAAAAAUUUUAUCACCUUCAAAUACACCAUCAAGCAAAAAAAUAAAGGAUAAACUCAAGUCUGUGUCAUCCAGACCAUCGUUGGCCCCAUUAAGUGACAUUCCACUCAAUCUCAACAAAUUAGGAGAUGAUAAUUUGUUCAAUCUGAAGGUUAAUGCCAGUGAUGAUUCAAUCAACAAUUCAAGAAAUGGAUACUUUAAUGGCAAGAAGCGAGAUCAAGGGGGUAAUGAAAAAAUUAAUGAUGACCGCAGUAACUUUAACAGUCCCAAUAAUAUGCUUUGCAAUUUAACUGCCGACCACAGUGUCAACAUGAUGAAUCUGAGCCCAACUACUAAUUGGUUGUCCAAUUCUCCUUCCAUCAAGAACAAUACUUAUUUAACUAAUCAAAAUGGGAGCACAUCUUCACUUGUUAGAUCCCCGAACUUCAAAUCAAUUAAUACUUUGGCAGAUUCAAUUUCUCCAAAGGUAAAUAUGAAGACGAGUCAGAAUUUUUACGGGAAAAAUAAAGAUGUGAAAUUGAAUGAGGAUUUGGAUUAUGAAGACGAAAUGAUCAAUUCAGAAACUGAUAAUUAUUAUACUGAAACCCCAACCAAAGCAUCUUUUUCUAAAUACCAUAAUUUAUCAUUGCAUAAUACUGAUGAAUCCGAAAACGAUAGUACCCUCAAGCACCAGGCAGCAUCUAACAAUAUUUCAUUUUUCAACAGACUGAGAAAAGUGCCUUCCAAUAAGGAGAAUAUUAAUCCUUCACGUUUUCCACUGUAUGAAAAUAAAGCAAACUCGUUCAGGGGGAUAUGUUCAACCGAUGACAUAGUUACACCGGUAGACACGGUUCAGAGGUCCUUCCCAUUUACUGAAGCUAGAGCUAAUACUAGUGUUCUCAAGACGCCAAACAGCUCAUCCAUUAAUUUAAACGAGGAUAUCAACACCGUUACUCCAACUGGUCGGUUUUAUGAAGAUAUCAUCGCUUCAAAUGAAACUCAACUGAAGCCAUCUCCAGAUAUCCUCAUCGCUGAUGCUCAAGCACCAAAUCAAACUCGUUUGGGAGCUACUGAUGAUUUCUUGGUUUCGAAACUUGGCAGUAACAUUAGGCUUUCUGGAGAGGGUGAGUUUUCUCUAGUUUUCGAGUGUGAUUACAAAAAUUACAAGUACGCCAUUAAGAGAAGCAAACGUCCAGUGAAGCUUAGCAAGCGUGCUGCUAGAUAUCAAAGUGAUGGCGAGUAUGCUUUGAGAUUUGAAAAUACUGCUGACAAGGAGUUCAUCCUAGGAUUAGUUGGAUAUGAUGUGAGUUUGGUCAAUUGUAAUCCUGAUGAAGAAAUUUCAAUUUUGAAUAAUCUCAAGAAGAACGCUCGGAAAUUUACUGGUUCGGAAUAUCUCAUCAACUACGUUUCCAACUUUUCGAUAAAUAGUUACAACUAUAUCGUGACUGAAUUCUGCGAAGAAGGUUCAUUGGAUAAAUUUCUAUUGAAGAAUUCUGAUCAAAAAUUGGAUGAGUUCCGUGUCUGGAAAAUCGUAACUGAAGUUUUAUUUGGAUUAAAUUUCUUGCAUGAAAACGGAAUUUUGCAUUUGGACUUGAAACCUGCCAACAUUUUCAUUAACUUUGAAGGUUCACUCAAGAUUGGUGAUUUUGGGUUGUCAACCAAGAUGGAAGACAUUACAAACAAACAGUAUGUUGAAAAGAAGAGGGAUUCCAAAAUUUUCUCCAGUGAUGGUGAAAUCAAUUCUAAUGAAGAUCAACAAGGAAAGAAAAGAGAGAAAGAUAGUGGCGUCAGUAUGGAAAAGGAAGGUGAUAGAGAAUAUAUUGCGCCUGAAAUCUUAUUGAAAUCUGAAUACAGUUCUGCCGCUGAUAUCUUUUCACUUGGAUUAAUAAUUGUUGAAAUUGCUGCCAACAUUUAUUUGCCAGAUAACGGUGUUAGUUGGCAAAAAUUGAGAUCUGGUGAUCUUAGUGAUGCCGGAAGAUUGUCUUUCCGUGACUUGGCCAUUCAUGAUACGAAACCAUCACAUCAACAUACUGCUUCUACAUCAGUAAAUUCAAACUAUACAAGUACUGCCUCGACUGCCACCACGUCACGUACGAAUAUAAACUCCUCUCUUAGCAAGAAUUACUCCAGUUUGACGAGUGAUUCAGGCAGCAACUUGUUUAAUUACGAAAACUCUAUGAUUAACACGAUCUCACAUGCCGUUGCUGCUAGCCAACCGAAUAUGCCAACGGUUAAUAGUCUUUUGUCAAAUCAUAGCAAUGUGAGCAAUGCCUCAAGAACAACGUUUUUACGUGAUGGAAACACUCUUGAUUUGAUGGUCCAUUGGAUGAUUGAACCGAAUCCAAAGAAUAGGCCAUCUGCAACAGAACUUAUUAAUUUAUAUGAGCUUCAAUAUAUCGAAUUGAAGCGCAAGGCAGGGGCGAUUAUCUAUGAAGGAGAAUACGGUCCACAGUUGAAUUUGGAUGAUGUUAUGGGUACCGAUGAAGAAGAUGAUUAUGCUUUCAACCGCUCAGACUCUUAUGAAUAUGUUGAUAAUUUGAGUAAUCUUACUUUAGUGAAGAAAGAUUCCACUGCUGGAGCUAGUAAUGGUGGCUGCACCAUGAGGGAAUAUCUCGACGGCUUCCCUCAUGUGCUAGAUCGGUAUUCUAUGGGCAAAUUUAAUGUCCAAGAUAAGGAGGGAACCGGAGAAGAAGAGUUUCCUCAUAGAAAUAUGAACUACAGGUAG
Molecule: messenger RNA, 4119 nt
Organism: Saccharomycopsis crataegensis
Lineage: Eukaryota; Fungi; Ascomycota; Saccharomycetes; Ascoideales; Saccharomycopsidaceae
Product: tyrosine protein kinase
Exons: 1
Coding region: 1-4119 (1372 amino acids)
Biological process (GO): protein phosphorylation; negative regulation of G2/MI transition of meiotic cell cycle
Cellular component (GO): cytoplasm; nucleus
Molecular function (GO): ATP binding; protein tyrosine kinase activity
Source: RefSeq, a predicted model, not a curated record